Arxiozyma heterogenica is the source of this 852-nucleotide messenger RNA. It is a transcript of the gene VOA1, whose product is annotated as Voa1p. NCBI's taxonomy places the organism in Eukaryota, Fungi, Ascomycota, Saccharomycetes, Saccharomycetales, Saccharomycetaceae. Bases 1 to 852 code for a protein of 283 amino acids. The transcript has a single exon. The record is from RefSeq and is a predicted model, not a curated record.
AUGUUAGGAAAUAUAUUACCUACUUUGUUUGUUUUAUUUACACAACUUGUAUCUAUUAUUUUAGCCAAAAAUGCAAACACCAAUUCAACGUCAUAUAUAUCCAUUAGAACUAAAGAUAAGAUAAAUUAUAGAUUAUCAUCAACUUUAGAUUUGUUAAAUCAUGCUACUUUAGAUCAACCAGUAAUAGUCUUUGAGUUUGAAAAAUUUAAAAUUAUUGAUUCUCUGAUCAAUAACAAUAACCAGGAUGAAACAAAUGUGCAAUUUUUAGAUCAAUUCUUUGAAAAUCAUAUAACUAACAUUUUAAAUAAUGAAUCAAAUUUAGAGAGACCAUCUUUUGAUGCUCAGUUGGCGUUGUUUGAUAUUAAAGAUAUCGCACAAAGUGGAUCUAGUAUUUUAUAUGAUUAUCCUGUUGAGGAUUAUAGUAUCUUUUGGUUUAAAUUUCAAAAGAAAAAUUAUGAGAUUUCUAAAAUCAAUGAUUUCAUUGAAAGUGCAUACAUUUUCUUAGAGGAAUAUUUAAACAUUAAUAUUGAUAUUUUGAUUAAUACAAAGGAUAUCGUAUCCUUAGAAGAGUUAGAUACAGCUAUUACCAAAAACAAAGAAAACAAUUAUUAUGAGGAUAGUGAUAGUGAUAAUAACAUGAAUGAUAAGACAAAACAAAAAGAGGAAAACCAAGAUAACACACAGAAUGAUGAUGGUUUAAGUAAAAUAUGGACUGAAGGGUUAAUCAUGUGUUUAAUUGUUUCGUUCCUUCUAUUAGGUAUCCUAAUAGUUGCCUUAUCCUGGAUUAUGAGUAUUGAAAUCAGUUAUACAGCUUUAGAAAAGCCAACUAAUCCAAUAAAAAAGACACAAUAA